CAUACGCGGAACUGACCACAUAAAGCUCACACAGAAGAUAUCUAGGCUAUCUGUCGAGUUAAGUCCGAGCAGUAGGACAGAGGAUUCUAUUCCACUACAUUCAUCUCACAUCACCUCUGUACUUUCACCUCCUGGACCUGGACCUCCAUCCCUCUGCACAGACAUGCAGGCUGUUCAGCUGCUCUUGCUGAUGGCUGGAGCCUCCAAAGGUCUGGAGUCCAUCUGCAAUGCCACUGAAAGCAUAUGUUUUGGGGCUCUAGGAGGACCUGUGUAUCUGAGGCUGAUGACAAACGCCAGCGGACAUGAUCUCGCUGUAUAUCGUGGAGAUACGGUUGUUUUCAACUUCAGAAAUUCUAGAUCUGUGUUCUACAAAGAGAGCAACACCACACCAGUCCUCCAGAGGUGGCAAUUUGUUCCUGAUAACGGUACCCUGAUUAUAAACCCUGCAGAGAGGAGAGACGCAGGAACAUACAGAGCUGAAGUCUAUGAGCAAUCAACAGGAAAGGGAGCUGGAUAUUAUACAGUACAACUGAUCAUGGAAGCUCCAGUCUCUGAUGUGGGUCUGUCAAUCAGGAGUAUGAAGUGCUCCUCCAAUGGGGACAGUCUUCAGUUCAGCUGGUCUCUGGAUGGGAGGCCUGUGGGGGAAGCCGAUGCUGAUCUCAGUUCAGAUAACCAGACUAUCCUGCUGAAGGGGGAUGCGACUGGAGAACUCACUUGUACCGCCUCAAACCACGUCAGCAGAGCAAACACCACCAUCACAAAGCAGCUCUGCUCUGGUUAG
This is a messenger RNA of Sardina pilchardus (European sardine), 781 nucleotides long. RefSeq lists its product as uncharacterized. The transcript has 3 exons. Gene Ontology annotation, cellular component: external side of plasma membrane. The coding region runs from base 164 to 781 and encodes 205 amino acids. Lineage: Eukaryota; Metazoa; Chordata; Actinopteri; Clupeiformes; Clupeidae. Gene Ontology annotation, biological process: T cell activation. The record is from RefSeq and is a predicted model, not a curated record.